UAUCCACAAAGAGCACCACGUGGCGUUUCCUCAAUUCUGUUACCAUCGUCAACCUCAGUCUCCUCUCUCCAACUUCUUCCACCUCCAUUUUCCAUUCUAGCACAGCUCUCGUCGACAUGAACACGCCGCCACGUAACUGUUUUCCCAACUAAGUUCAACGACCGCGUCGCAGAAAAUGACCCUUUCCCUUUCACCUCCUCUCUCUGUGCCCAGCCCUUCACCUUUCUCUCCCGCGCUCCUCAACCCAACCGCCACCCUCCGCCAACUAUUAUUCGCAACUUCCCCCAAACGCCUUUUCCAGUUCCAAUCACGCGCCACCAAGUUCAAGGAGCUCAUCCCCAUAAAUCCCUCCUUGACGGUGGAGAAGGGAAAGUACAGCUACGAUGUGGAAACCCUAAUCAACCGCCUCACCGCGCUGCCGCCUCGUGGGAGCAUUGCGCGGUGCCUCGACCCCUUCAAAAACAAGCUCUCCCUCAACGACUUCGCCCUCGUGUUCAAGGAAUUCGCGCAGCGCGGCGAUUGGCAACGCUCGCUGCGUCUCUUCAAGUACAUGCAGCGCCAGUUGUGGUGUAAGCCCAACGAGCACAUAUACACCAUCAUGAUAACGCUCUUGGGCCGCGAAAGCUUGCUAGACAAGUGUCGUGAGGUGUUCGACGAAAUGCCAAGCAAUGGCGUCGCUCGCACCGUCUACGCUUACACCGCCAUCAUCAACGCCUAUGGCCGUAACGGCCAGUUCCAGGCCUCGCUCGAACUCCUCGAUGCAAUGAAGCAGGAGAGGGUUUCGCCGAGUAUUUUAACUUACAACACUGUGAUUAAUGCUUGUGCUAGGGGUGGGCUGGAUUGGGAGGGGUUGUUAGGAUUGUUUGCUGAAAUGAGACAUGAAGGGAUUCAACCUGAUGUUAUCACUUAUAAUACUUUGCUUUGUGCUUGUGCUAAUAGAGGGUUGGGUGAUGAGGCUGAAAUGGUGUUUAGGACCAUGAAUGAAAGUGGAAUAGUUCCAGAUAUUAAUACUUAUAGUUAUCUUGUUCAGACGUUUGGGAAGUUGAAUAGGUUAGAGAAGGUUUCGGAUCUUCUCAGGGAGAUGGAAUCUGGGGGUAAUUUGCCGGAUAUUACUUCUUAUAAUGUGUUAUUACAGGCUUAUGCUGAAUUAGGAUCUAUCAAAGAGGCGAUGGGCGUGUUUAGGCAGAUGCAGGCUGCAGGGUGUGUGCCGAAUGCGGCCACGUAUAGUAUAUUAUUGAAUUUGUAUGGGAAGCAUGGGAGGUAUGAUGAUGUCCGUGAACUUUUUCUUGAGAUGAAAGUAAGUAACACGGAUCCUGAUGUGGGUACCUAUAAUAUUCUCAUACAGGUCUUUGGGGAGGGAGGGUACUUCAAGGAGGUGGUCACUUUAUUUCAUGACAUGGUGGAGGAAAAUAUUGAGCCCAACAUGGAGACUUACGAGGGCUUGAUAUUUGCUUGUGGGAAGGGUGGACUUUAUGAAGAUGCCAAGAAAAUUUUACUUCAUAUGAAUGAGAAAGGAAUAGUGCCGACUUCCAAGGCUUACACUGGGGUGAUUGAAGCAUUUGGGCAGGCUGCACUGUAUGAAGAGGCUCUUGUUGCAUUUAACACUAUGAAAGAAGUUGGAAGCAACCCAAACCUUGAGACCUAUAAUUCGUUUGUUCAUGCAUAUGCAAGGGGGGGAUUGUACAAAGAAGCGGAAGCAGUUUUAUCCUGGUUGAACGAAUCAGGUUUAAAACGGGAUGCGCAUUCAUUCAACGGCCUGAUUGAAGCUUUUAGGCAAGCAGGUCAGUAUGAAGAGGCUGUAAAAGCUCAUGUUGAAAUGGAAAAAGCAAAUUGUGAACCUAAUGAGCUGACACUUGAAGCUGUGUUAAGUGUAUACUGCACUGCUGGGCUUGUUGACGAGAGUGAGGAGCAGUUCCAAGAAAUCAAAGCUUCAGGAUUACUGCCCAGUGUCAUGUGCUACUGCAUGAUGCUAGCUCUUUAUGCAAAGAAUGACAGAUUAAAUGAUGCCUAUAAUUUAAUUGAUGAGAUGAUCAAAAUAAGGGCGUCGGAUAUUCAUCAAGUAAUUGGACAGAUGAUCAAGGGAGAUUUUGACGACGAGUCUAAUUGGCAGAUUGUGGAAUACGUCUUUGACAAGCUCAGUUCCGAAGGAUGUGGGUUGGGGGUGAGGUUCUACAAUGCACUGUUAGAAGCUCUUUGGUGGAUGUUCCAGCGAGAAAGGGCUGCUAGAGUGCUCGAUGAAGCAUCAAAGCGAGGGCUGUUCCCUGAACUUUUUCGUAAAAGUAAACUUGUAUGGUCUGUGGACGUACACAGAAUGUCAGAAGGUGCUGCAUUAACAGCACUAUCAGUUUGGCUGAACAAUAUACAGGAAAUGUUCUUGAAUAGCGAGCAUCUUCCUGUGAUUGCAACUGUUGUUGUUGUUCGGGGUGAGAUGGAGAAAACCACAGAUGCCCAAGAUUUCCCUAUCGCAAAGGCUGCCAUGUCAUUCUUGCAGGAUAAUAUCCCAUCAUCAUCCUUUACUUUCCCUGAAUGGAACAAAGGUCGCAUUGUUUGUCAGCAGUCACAACUAAGACAAAUUCUGACUGGCACUGAAUCGUCUUCUAGUAAGAAAAAAAUGGAUAAAUUAAUAUCUUUGAGUAAUACCCCAUUGACUACUGCUGGUGCUAUAGCAUCCAAACCUGAUGGUAAAGCUAACGAUGUUGAUUCUAGAACCGAUAGUACGAGAACUGAGCUUCUAACCAGUGCAGUUUAAAUUAGAGAAUACAGAAUUUCAAUUCAUCACAUUCCCAUGCCCUGUUUUGGUCGAUUGAAAUUAAGAUAGUUUGGGGCACGUAUUUGUUUCACUUGCACUAUAUAUUCCCAAGUGGUCGGCUUUCAGGUCCCCAAAAUUUUGGUAUAUAUAUAUAUAUAUUCUCCAGGUAUUCAUCUCA
This is a messenger RNA of Vigna umbellata (rice bean), 2927 nucleotides long. It is a transcript of the gene PTAC2, whose product is annotated as plastid transcriptionally active 2. Gene Ontology annotation, molecular function: protein binding. The record is from RefSeq and is a predicted model, not a curated record. NCBI's taxonomy places the organism in Eukaryota, Viridiplantae, Streptophyta, Magnoliopsida, Fabales, Fabaceae.